AUGGAUCCUAUCUGGUUGAUUGGAUGUGGCUACCUCAUCAGAGUCACCAGUCGAUUCAAGUGGCUGCUGAUGGGUGCACUGCUCCUCUACCUUCUUGCCAACGGAUUAAUGAUCUACUUCCGACAGCCCGGGCAUAGUCUCGGAUACAUGUGCAUGUGCCAGAUCUUUCUUGCAGUCGGCGGUGGAACCUUCAUCCUUAUCGAGCAGGCUGCGGUUCUGGCUGCCUCCAAGCACGAAGAAUACGCUGCCAUGCUGGCAUUGCUUAGCACAUUCGGUAACCUGGGUGGUGCUGUUGGCAGCAGUGUUUCGGCUGAUGUUCAAGACCAAUGGUCGGAGAUUUAUGAAUCAUUGGAUGUUCAGCUGAGCUAUCCUGUUGGUUCGGCUACUCGCAUUGCCAUUCAGAACGCAUAUGCCGUAAGCCAACGCAACAUGAUGAUUGCCGGGACCUCUAUCAUGGCACUUUCCGUUGCGUGGGUUUUGAUGAUGAAAAAUAUCAAAAUCGAAAAGAAUACGGACGUAUCACAGCUUCUGUUUUAA
Molecule: messenger RNA, 537 nt
Organism: Penicillium maclennaniae
Lineage: Eukaryota; Fungi; Ascomycota; Eurotiomycetes; Eurotiales; Aspergillaceae
Exons: 2
Coding region: 1-537 (178 amino acids)
Biological process (GO): transmembrane transport
Molecular function (GO): transmembrane transporter activity
Source: RefSeq, a predicted model, not a curated record